Messenger RNA from Lathyrus sativus (Indian pea), 873 nucleotides. The record is from the annotation of a GenBank genome assembly. NCBI's taxonomy places the organism in Eukaryota, Viridiplantae, Streptophyta, Magnoliopsida, Fabales, Fabaceae.
AUGAAUUAUAGGAACCAAGAAAGAGAAACUGACUCAGGAUGUGUAUCCAAGUUAGUUUAUUCUCGCCGGAGAAAGAAAACGGAGAUCAUGAAAGAGGUGAUAGAAAUUGACCCCAAAGUCGAUUUUGCGAAUCAGGAAGGAGAAAUUGACUCGAGACAUGUAGAUGCAAUAGGAAGUGUUGAUUCAAUUUUUCCAUUUAAUUCAAAGAGUAUUCCUCGGCGACCGCGGACAAAAUGCAAGCGAAAAUUCAAAGGCAAUGAAGCUCUCUCUAGAUCCAAGGAAAAGCUAAACAGUCAAGUCUUUGAUAAUUACUUAGCGAAAAUAUGGAAGAGUUUCUCAGAAGAUAGGAAAAUGUCAUUUGCAUAUUUGGACAGUUUAUGGUUUAGCCUUUACAGGAAUCCUUUGUCUAAAGAUAAGGUGCUGAGUUGGAUUAAUAAAGAACGCAUUUUCACGAAAGCAUAUGUUUUUGUGCCUAUAGUCUGCUGGGGUCAUUGGAACCUCUUGAUCUUCUGCCAUUUUGGUGAGAACGUGCGAUCUGUUACUGAAUCACGUUGUAUGUUGUUACUGGAUUCUCUUGAAAUGGCGAAUCCAAGGCGGCUUGAACCAGAGAUAAGAAGAUUUGUACAAGACAUUUAUAAAGCAGGGGACAGGCCGGAGACUAAGCAUCUGAUAUCUCAAAUCCCAUUAUUAGUGCCCAAAGUGCCGCAACAAAAAGAUGGUACUGAAUGUGGAAACUUCGUCCUUUAUUUCAUUAAAUUGUUUUUGGAACUCGCACCAGAUAAAUUUAGCAUGGAAGGGUACCCUUACUUUAUGAAAAAAGACUGGUUUACAUUCAAAGAAUUGGAUCGUUUUUGUGAGAGCUUGACGCAUUGA